AUGGUAGAAGACUUCUUGGAAGUGUUCAUGGAUGAUUUCUCUGUUGUGGGUGAUUCAUUUGAUGAUUGUCUUGGCCGUCUGGAUCAAGUGCUGAAAAGAUUGAAGGAAGGAAUCGUCCUCGGUCACAAAAUCUCUGAAAAGGUAAUUGAGGUUGAUCAAGCGAAGAUAGAUGUGAUUGCAAAAAUUCCUCCACCGAUCUCAGUCAAAAAUGUUCGAAGUUUCUUAGGACAUGCUGGGUUCUACAGGUGCUUCAUCAAGGAUUUCUCUAAAAUUCCUAACCCUAUGUGCAAGCUUCUUGAAAAAAAGGCUAAGUUUGUGUUUAAUGAAAAGUGCCGAAAGACGUUUGAUGAAUUAAAGGAGCGCCUCACUACUGCUCCUGUUAUUGUCACUCCUAAUUGGUCCUUGCCCUUUUGA
Lycium ferocissimum is the source of this 414-nucleotide messenger RNA. RefSeq lists its product as uncharacterized. NCBI's taxonomy places the organism in Eukaryota, Viridiplantae, Streptophyta, Magnoliopsida, Solanales, Solanaceae. The transcript is spliced from 2 exons. Bases 1 to 414 code for a protein of 137 amino acids. The record is from RefSeq and is a predicted model, not a curated record.